This is a messenger RNA of Myxocyprinus asiaticus (Chinese sucker), 6423 nucleotides long. Its product is annotated as zinc finger protein GLIS3-like. Gene Ontology annotation, molecular function: DNA-binding transcription factor activity, RNA polymerase II-specific; RNA polymerase II cis-regulatory region sequence-specific DNA binding. Gene Ontology annotation, cellular component: nucleus. The transcript is spliced from 9 exons. Gene Ontology annotation, biological process: regulation of transcription by RNA polymerase II. Bases 44 to 2314 code for a protein of 756 amino acids. Lineage: Eukaryota; Metazoa; Chordata; Actinopteri; Cypriniformes; Catostomidae. The record is from RefSeq and is a predicted model, not a curated record.
CAGAGAAGAAUUUGGCUCGUGUGGCAGUUCAAACCUGCAGGUGAUGAGCAGCGCUAUGCUGGUCCAGAGUUUGAGUCCGGUCUCUCCAACUGUCCAACAGACCCCAAAUGCUCCACCUCAUUCUUUGGGCCUUGUUGUUCCCUUCACAGAUGCCAGGUCUUUGCUGUCCAGAGAGUCUUUAGCUUCCACCACCCUCAGCAUCGCUGAGACGCAGUCGAUACGCAGCAGUAAGUUGGAUUGGCCCUACGGUUACCGUGUUUUACCACCGCUGGGGCUUCAGCCAGUGCCCAAUCAGGCUUCAGAAGCAGCUGAUCUCAAUCUUGUUCCUGGGACCUCCAUGUCUGAAGCCACCAGCAUCUCCAACCCCACGUCUCUCCCCCACUAUCUCUUCAAAGACGACACAAGUAGUCCGCGUCUCUCAGCACGCUCCAAAAAGAGAGCCUUAUCCUUGUCUCCUCUCUCUGAUGGCAUCGGCCUCGACCUCAACUCCAUCAUCAGAACCUCGCCCACGUCGCUGGUGGCAUACAUCAUCGGUUCUCGCACCUCACCGGCCUCGCACCCCACGCUGUCACCGCUGCAGUCGGAUGUUUGCGGGCACCUGCUGGGCAUCAGAGGAAGCUGCAUCCCUCAUCCCAACCCUGGCAAACACGUUCCCAAAAACGUCCAGACUGUGAACGGGGCUCGCCAACUUGAUAGCGAGAACUUCCGUAUGCAGCAGUUAGAAGCGGUGGCAACUGUAGAAGACCAAUUCACAAAUUUAAUGGUGGAGCACCAGCUUUUGCCCGAACAGGAGAUCCAAACUGCGACAACCAGUGCCUCCAACAGCUUGUCGCCCUCAAUACAGCUGCAGUUUGAACUGGCCGCCAUCAUCCGGACACCCAGCCCACCCAGGGGUCCACCUCCACCGUAUCACGCCCAUCAACAUGUGCUAAGGUCUCACAGCGAGCUUCCGGCUCACGUUCAGAGCCCUGCAGUCUCUCAGGGCCCUUCAGACAGCGUCAGGGCCCUUCCUCCAACUAUCUGCUCGAUGCUUGAGGAAGAUGAAGGUGAGGCAGAUGAUUUUAACAGUGGCCAUUGCUGCCGUUGGCUCGAUUGUCGCGUCGUUUACGACCAGCGAGACGAGCUCGUCAAACACAUUGAGAAGAUCCAUAUUGACCAGCGCAAGGGCGAGGACUUCACCUGUUUCUGGGCCGGAUGUCCACGCAAACACAAGCCUUUCAACGCUCGAUACAAACUCCUCAUUCACAUGAGGGUGCACUCUGGAGAGAAACCCAACAAAUGCUCGUUUGAGGGUUGUCAGAAGGCGUUCUCGCGACUCGAGAACCUCAAAAUCCACCUGAGGAGCCACACGGGUGAGAAACCGUAUGUGUGUCAACACCCGGCCUGUCAGAAAGCCUUCAGCAACUCCAGCGAUCGCGCCAAACACCAGCGCACGCACGUCGACACGAAACCGUAUGCGUGUCAGAUCUACGGCUGCACGAAACGCUACACAGACCCCAGCUCGCUGCGCAAGCACGUCAAGUCCCACUCCUUCAAAGAGCAACAAGCCAGAAAGAAGUUGAGACGCAGCACUGAGAUCAAUCAGGACGGACUCACUGAAUGUUUGACCAUUCAGCCACUGCAGCAUAACCUCUCCCCACUGGACCUGAUUGAGACCAAGCACCAGUCACCCACUGAUGAUAUGUACACAGGUGUCUUUACUGUAAACCAGCCCAGCCAAACUCCUAACCUGCACAGUGCAAUGCAGAUCACAGCUGGUCCACAGACCCACCAGAACCAUCAGAAUCUGCUCUCCCCAAACGGACCCCAUAUGCCAUUGCCUCGCUUACUGCAGAAUAACAACAGGUUUAGGGUUCCCGAGUUGCAUCAUGUGACCACCGGCCCCCCACCGCUGCUGCCCGCUUCAGUUCUUCGGUCAUCGCAUCACACGGUGACCCAGAACACCCACAAACUACCCAGAUACUCCAACCAUCCCAGAUCACCUCACCCCGCUCUUCAUAACAAUUUCUCUGGUGAUGCUCAGAGCAUGUUCUCAUACAGCGACUCACCGCUCGCUGCCAAGCACAUCACGUCCUGUUCCAUGAUGCAGAUGAACAUGUUUGAGGACAAUCCGUGUUCUUCAGACUCGUCUCAGCAGAACCUCGAGCUGGUCCACAGAACUCUGUCAGGCGACUCUGCAGUGUUUGAUUGCCCGGCCCCAACCGAGGAGUUUUUGGAUGAGCAGGUGCCUUCAGUUUCCGAAGACAAUUAUCUUCACAUCCGCAUGGUGGAAAGAUGCUCGAGCCAGAUCUCAUGUGUUUAUACCGAAGGGUGAACGUUACUUGAGCCACGUAAAUCAAUGAGGUAGAACUGGGAAGAAUUUUCCUCUUGUAAGCCCAAUCAGUGAGAGGAAUUUGCCCCAAAAAGUAUUUGGACACUUAAAGAAAUAGUUCACCCAAUAAUGACAAUUGUCUCAUCAUUUACUCACCCUCAUGACGGCUCAAACUCGCAUGACGUUCUUCCUUUUGCUACACAAAUGAAGAUAUUGUUAUGGAGAUAUGAGGUGUUUUCAACCUGGUCUCACAGAAUGAACGUUACUCUACUGUAUAUACAUUUUUGCAAACCGACUUGUAUGUGCCGCUGCAGUUUCCUGGUGAAUAUGAACAGACCCACCUACAUAUACACACUUAUUCCUAUGUUAUUAGCUUGCUUGGUAGCUCACCUGAUAGAGCGUUGGACUGUGGGAUCAACAGCCGUGGUUCAAGUCCACCCAAAGAUGCUCAAAAGUGAAAGAGGCAUAGAAGAGACACAAAAUGACGUGGUUGCUUCAGUUAAUGUGUGUCUUUUGGGCAGUGGUAGCUUAGCGGUUAAGGCUCUGGGUUACUGAUCAGAAGGUCAGGGGUUCAAGCCCCAGCACUGCCAAGAUGCCACUGUUGGGCCCUUGAGCAAGGCCCUUGACCCUAUCUGCUCCAGGGGCGCCGUAUCAUGGCUGACCCUGCACUCUGACCCCAGCCUAGCUGGGAUAUGUGAAAAAGAAGAAUUUCACUGUAUAUGUGCAAAUGUAUAAUGUGUGAUGAAUAAAGAAAAUUAUUAUUAAAUUAUUAUUAUUUCGAAUUUGCAUUUUAAAACACUAUCGGUUAGGUGUUGGUUUAAGGUAAGGAUGUUUGUUUUGUAAAACUCUCAUUUAUCUUUUCGGUCACUAAUGUUUAGGUUUAGGGUAAACCUUUAGGUUAGGGAGGUACGUUUUACUUAUUAAAACCUCCAUUUAAAAUUCACCUUAACCUCAUCUGACUACAACCUCAUUUCACUUGGUUUUGGCGCCCCCUGCUGGACAUUUCACCUUAAAAAUGCAGCCAAACGUGUAAUGAAGCGCGUAAUCACAGUUUUCCAAAACGUUGCAAUGCUCACGUACAUUUCAUGAGACCAGGCGGAGUAUUUUUUUCCAUCCAAUACAAGUCUAUGGGGUCGAAACACUUUCAAGCUCCAAAAAGGACAUAAAGGCAUUAUAAGGUAAUUCAUACAACUCCAGUGGUUUAAUCCAUGUCUUCUGAAGCGCGUACAGCGCUCUGCGCACGCAUCAAGCACGAGGAAGUGUAAUAGAGCUUCAAAUCAUGAUCACGCCAAGGAGACUGCUGAUGUCAAUAUGUCCGGUGAACAAGGAGUUAUAUUUUGGUCUGUUCUCACCCAAAACCACUAUUAAACAACUGGAAUUGUAUGGAUUACCUUUUAUGAUGCCUUUAUGUCCUUUUUGGAGCUUGAAAGUGUUUGACCCCAUUGACUUGCAUGGCAUGGACAAGCAGACAUCAUAUCCUCCAUUAAAAUAUCUUUGUGUUGCAGAAAAAAAGAAAGUCAUACAAGCUUGAAACAACAUAAUGGGUGAGUAAAUGAUGAGAGAAAUAUCAUUUUUGGGUGAACUGUUUCCUUUAAGUCACUAAAAAUGUGUGAAUGUGAAUAAAACUAUUGUUUUAUGAUUUCAAAUCUAACAAACUUCUUUUUAUCAAAUGUUUUGCUUUAAAAAUGAUAGGUCUGUUUGCUUAAAAGUGCUACCUUUCGUUUUUAAUGAGUAACAAAUGCUUUUAUAUUUUAUUAUCAAAUGCAUUAAGUGUGACUUUGGAGUCACUGUAUGUAAACAGUAUAUGCAGAAAAUGUCAAAACACUGACAAUAAAAUGCACUUCUCAAAUAAAAGCCAUACUUUUAUCCAUGAACACGAGUUGCCAUUGAUGUUUGUGUAUGAGAGCAUGGCAACACUUUUGCUGAUCAUUGAAAACAGUGAUUGUUUAUUGUAUUUAUGGAUCAUUUGUGUUUUCCAUAUGUUCUAUACCCAUCCAUUAGUUUGUAUGCUACUAAAAUAUCAUAAUGAAAUCCAUUUAUUGCUUUUUCUUUAAUGCUUAUAUCCAUGUUAAAAUCUCGAGCAACCUAUCUGGAACAUUUUAUUUUCUUGGCAGAAAAUGCACAUUUAAAAGUUGUUUAUUGUUUUAGCUUUUGCACAGAAACACACAAUCUUCGUUGUAAGAAUUCAGAGUAAAGUGGUUUCAAUGAGCGUUUUUAAAUCUCGCCAGGCUCUCUUUAUUCAGCACAUGUGGCCAGAAUUAAACAAAAGUGACUGAUUUUUUCAUUUACACAUGCAACACAUGGGCUAUGUUCAGAGUAGCAUGCUGUUAUACUACUCUUAGUGUUGAUGCAGUGUAAUUUAUUGAGGCAAAAAAGUUAUCCAAUACCAACUGGGCCUGUUUGGAAAAAGUAUUCACCCCCUUAGUUACUAAAUCCCCAAAUCUAUGAAACUGCAUUCAUAAUGAGGUUCAGCUGGACUAGACACACCCAGACCUGAUUACUGCCAGCCCUGUUCAAUCAAAUCAACACCUAAAUAGGACUUUUACAGCAGCAUGAAGUUGACUAUAAGGUCUCAUCCAGUAGCACACUAUGCCAAAAUCGAAAGAAAUUCCAGAAAUAAUGAGGAAAAAGGUGAUUGAAAUACAUCAGUCUGGGAAGGGUUACAAAGCCAUUUCAAAGGCUCUGGGACUCCAAAGAACCACAGUGAGAGCCAUUAUCUCCAAAUGGAGAACACUUGACACAGUAGUGAACCUUCCCAGAAGUGGCUGACCUUCCAAAAUUCCUCCAAGAGCACAGCGACGACUCAUCCAGGAAGUCACAAAAAAGCCAAGGGCAACAUCCAAAGAACUGCAGGCCUCUCUCGCAUCAAUAAAGGUCACUGUUCAUGACUCCACUAUCAGAAAGACACUGGCCAAAAAUGCCAUCUAUGGAAGAGUGACGAGGCGAAAAUCACUGCUAAUGAAGAACAUUAAGGCUCGUCUGAAUUUUGCCAAAACACUCCUUGAUGAUCCUCAAUGCUUUUGGGAGAAUGUUCUGUGUACGAUGAGUCAAAAGUGGAAGUGUUUGGAAGACAGGGGUCCCGUUACUUCUGAUUUAAAUCAAACACAGAAUUCCUCAAAAAGAACAUCAUACCUACGGUCAAGCAUGGUGGUGGUAGUGUGAUGGUGUGGGGAUGCUUUGCUGCUUCAGGGCGACUUGCAAUAAUUGAGGGAAACAUGAAUUCUGCUCUCUACCAGAAAAUCCUAAAGGAGAACGUCCGGUCAUCAGUCCGUGAGUUGAAGCUCAAGCACAACUGGAUUAUACAGCAAGACAAUAACCCAAAGCAUAGGAGUAAGUCCACCUCUGAAUGGCUCAAAAGAAGUAAAAUUAAAGUUUUGGAGUGACCUAGACAAAGUCUUGACUUGAACCCGAUUGAGAUGCUGUGGCAGGACCUUAAAUGGGCAGUUCAUGCUCGUAAAGUCUCCAAUGUGGCUGAACUAAAGCAGUUCUGCAAAGAACAGUGGGCCAAAAUUCCCCCACAGUGUUGUGAAAGACUGAUCUCCAGUUAUCAGAAGCAUUUGGUUGCAGUUGUUGCUGCUAAAGGUGGCACAACCAGAUAUUAAGCUUAAGGGGGCAAUUAGUUUUUCACAUGGGUGAUAUAGGUCUGGAUAAAUUUUUUUUGCUUCAAUAAAUAUAUUUGUGCGUGUGUGUGAAAACUGUAUUUUCAGUUUACUCAGGUUGUCUUUGUUUUAUGUUAUAUCUCGUUUGAAGUUCUAAAACAAUUUAGUAUGAAAAAUACACAAAAACAAAAAUCAGGAAGGGGGCAAAUACUUUUCCACAGCACUGUACCUGGAUGACUUACAUAUGUCAAAAUGUAUUAUACAAAAGAGCACACUGUGCAGUACUGUUUCUCACAAUGAACUUGAAUUUACCAUCGAUUUUCAGUGUGAUGAAUGAACCGGAAGCAAUAUCACCCCUGAUUAUUAGAAGAUUCCUCCCACAAAACUACCGUUUGACCAUGAAAACAUGGCACACGAGUCAUUUAAACUACAUUUAUGAUAUUUUAUAGUGCUUUCUUGUACAUUUUGAUGCUUGACAGUAUCCUAAAUCACCAUCCAUUUUUGUUGUAUGGA